Molecule: messenger RNA, 1819 nt
Organism: Vidua chalybeata
Lineage: Eukaryota; Metazoa; Chordata; Aves; Passeriformes; Viduidae
Gene: TEX261
Product: testis expressed 261
Exons: 6
Coding region: 141-731 (196 amino acids)
Biological process (GO): endoplasmic reticulum to Golgi vesicle-mediated transport
Cellular component (GO): Golgi membrane; endoplasmic reticulum membrane; COPII-coated ER to Golgi transport vesicle
Molecular function (GO): COPII receptor activity
Source: RefSeq, a predicted model, not a curated record
CUCCGCUCCUGCAGGGGGCGCUGUGCCGCGCUCCCCCCCUACGUCUCGUUGGUUCCGGUGCCGCGUGUCGCUGGUUCCGGUGGCGGCCGCGGAGCGGGAGCGGCCCCGGGAGCGGCCCCGGGAGCGGCCCCGGCGCCGCCAUGUGGUUCAUGUACGUGCUCAGCUGGCUGUCCCUGCUCGUGCAGGUGGCCUUUGUCACCUUGGCCAUCGCGGCCGGGCUCUACUACCUGGCGGAGCUGAUCGAGGAGUACACGGUGGCCACCAGGAGGAUCAUCAAAUCCAUGAUCUGGUUCUCCUCGGCCGUGCACGUGGGGCUGUUCCUGUUCGAGCAAUUCCCGGCGCUGCUGGUGGCCACGGGGCUCUUCAGCAACCUGGUGUACGUGGGGCUGCUGCAGAGCUUCCCCUGCCUGGCGCUCGGCUCCUCCAACUUCCUCCUCUCCUGCGUUCUGGUCGUGCUCAAUCACUACCUGGCAUUCCAAUAUUUUGCUGAGGAAUUUUACCUUUUCUCCGAGGUCCUGGCUUAUUUCACCUUCUGCCUGUGGUUGAUUCCCUUCGCCUUCUUCGUGUCGCUCUCGGCCGGGGAGAACGUCCUGCCCUCCACGGUGCAGCCCGGAGACGACGUCGUCUCCAAUUAUUUCACCAAGGGGAAAAGAGGGAAACGCUCCGGGAUUCUCCUGAUUUUCUCCUUUAUCAAGGAAGCCAUCCUGCCCAGCCGGCAGAAAAUCUACUGAAAUUCGGGAAUAUUUGGGAAUAUUUGGGAAUAUCCACAAGAUCCCCCAUGCGGAAUAUCCCAAAUUUUGCCUCUUCCCGCCGGGAAUUCUUUGGGAAUUCAGAGACUUGGACACUCCUGGAGGUGCCGACCGCGCUUGGGGCUUUCCCUGCUGAUUCUUCUCGGGAAUGUUUCCGUGGAAAAUCUUGGGAAUUUGGGGAUUUUCCCAGUUCCCUGCGGGGUUGUUUUUGGAGCUGCUCCUGGAUUUUUCCUGAGGGUUCGACAAAGCCAUGAAUUAAAAAAAAAAAAAAAAAGGGGAAAAAUCGGGAUUCGACGCUGUCCCUUCAUCCCGUUUUUCCAGAGGGAAUGAUCCCAAAAAAAAAUUUAAAAAAAUCAGGAUUUGGGCGGUUUCAAUCCUGGAAAUUCCCGUUUUUUCCCUCCAGCAAAGCCUUGGGAAGGAGUUGAUGGGAAGGGAUUUUCCGUGGGAAUCUCGGUUUUCCAGGGAAUUCCCAAAAUUCCGGAUUUUUCUGAUCCUACAGACCAAGGGGAAUGUUGAGAAUUCCCAGAUUUUUCCUUCCUCCUUUUCCAAAGGGUGAAAAUCCUCCGAGGGAACUGCAAAUUUCUUCUUGCCCAUGAGAAAAUUCCUGGGUUUUUGAUUUUUUUCCGGAUUUUUCCAUUCCCACCUCAGCCAGGUUUGGGAAUUCCUGAUCCAGAGGAUUUUUGGAGGAAUUUCCAAAAAAAAUUCCUUUGGAAAAGCUGGAAUUUUCCUCCAAGACCUCUUGGAUUGGGGUUUUCUCUUGGUUUUUUUUUAUUUUUUUUUUAAAUUUUUUCCCCUCUGGAAAAUUCCAGGAUGGGAAUGAGGAAAAUCAGGAAUUCCUGAUUCCUUUCAAUCCUGAUUUUCCUGGGAAUUUUUUUUUCCAGCUGCUUUCCCAUAUUUUUCUAGCCUGGAUUUCCAGGAGCUGAAUGAGAUUUUAGGGAAAUUGUGAAAUUCCAUAAAUAUUUAACCAGGAAUAGGAAAUUCGGGAUGAAACCCCCGGAAAUUUGGGAAAAAACAUUCCCAGAACCACCGGGAAUGCGGGAAAUUUAUGAAUAAAGUGGAAAAAUCCUGGA